This is a messenger RNA of Lottia gigantea (owl limpet), 1700 nucleotides long. RefSeq lists its product as hypothetical. NCBI's taxonomy places the organism in Eukaryota, Metazoa, Mollusca, Gastropoda, Lottiidae. The coding region runs from base 1 to 504 and encodes 167 amino acids. The transcript is spliced from 6 exons. The record is from RefSeq and is a predicted model, not a curated record.
AUGUAUUACGAAGAUCUUUAUAAUUAUAAAAUUCGUAUAGCCAUUCGCGAAGCAUUGUCAUGCUUUAAAACUGCUAUUGAUGGAUGUGAUGAUUACAAAGACCCCUUUGCUGGCAAAACGGAGUCUUUUCUUACUUUGAGAGAUCAUUUACAGAACUACUGUUCCGAUGCCGGUGCUGCUGCCAGCUCAUGCGCAGAUUUUACAACAUGUUUUACAGAAGUUAAUCUACCCCAAGCUGCUAACGAUCUAGUAGAUCCGAUGUAUUGGUGUGCAGUUGGACAAGCUGCCGCCUCAUGUAGCGCAAAGCUAACCUCUGAAUCAGACGAAUGUAAAACAGUUAAAAAAUACGGAGAAAUCAAAACAGAAUUAGAUAAAACUUGUCCAUCACCUGUUGACGUUUUGAACGGAGUAUUCGGAGCAAAAGACAGUGGAGUAGAUGCAGGGAGAUAUAACAUCAUGGUAAUUAUGGUAGCCAGUUUGGUGACUAUCAAGAUGGUAUAUUAGAAACACCUUUCGUUAUUUCUUAUGUAAUUUUCAACAGAUUUAAUUUAGAGUAAAAUAAAUUAGAUAGACCUUCUAGAAAGAGUUACUUAACUCAAUAUAAAACUGUUGCUUAUGUAAAAAAAAAUCUUGACAUUUUAACCAGCAAAUUUCAAAAGUUUACACCAAUCUGGAUUAAUUUUUUCGUAAUAUUAUCGCUGUAACAUUAAGCAUAGAUGACGUAACAUCAUUCUUUAAAUCGCAUGUGUUUAAUACAUGUAUUUCUAACAGAGACCAAUGUAUGAUAUUGUCUAGAACAUUUGAAAUCUUUCAAAAUUUUCUGGGCAAUUGAUGAAUUCUUGGAUUCUGUUCAGGUUUUUAAAAGCUAUAGAAAUUGAAAUAUGAUUAGUUUUAUUUAUUGUUUUUCAUUAUUGUUUGUAUAAUGCACAGUGUUUUGGGGUAAAGCUUUACUGAUCGAUUUAAAAUAUAGGCCCAUAACUUGAAGUUAGGUUACUUCUAAGUAAAUUCACCAUUAAAAUGUAGACGAAGCAAAUAUUAAGACAACUCCUAAAAUUUAUUAAUUUAUGUUGGUUUUACUCCUGAUAAUUAAUAUGCAUAUUUACAGAUGACAUAAUAAUAUUUCCUAAAACAAUAUUAUUGACAAUUAAGAAUGCGAGGCAAUCGUUAGUGGUAACAUUGGGAUUUCAACCAUAUCAACCACUUAACUUAUCCGUCCAAGAACUUUCAUAGUUUGCUUAUCAUUGAAACAAACCGUUAAAGGAACAAAAUUCAAUGAUAUUGCCUAAUUUUGAGCAUAUGUUAGUUAAAACCCAACGACUUUAUGCAUGAGGUACAAAGCUAAGUCCUGUUGAAAUUCAGUAACCAGUUACGUUUUUAGCUGUUCCUCAAAUUAAUACUGUUCGUUCUUUAUUGUGAUAUGUUAAAGGUUAAGAGCUUGAAGUUUGACGGAUGUGAAUAAAUUAAGACUAUGUAUGACCCCAUUAUUCGUAAAUUUAUGAUAAUGGGUGAAAAUCUAAUUAUUUUCCACAGAAUCAUACAAUAAAAGUAUGCGAAUGCAAUGUUUCAGUUAUGAUUUUUUGGAAGAUAUUAUUUACGGUCAAAUUUAUUCCUACAUCGCGUAAUGACUGGAGUUUAGAAGUUGUCAAUUUUUUAAUCAUCAUGUUUUUUGUACACCAUUUCUCGUUAUUAAAAAUGCAUAA